This is a messenger RNA of Pristis pectinata (smalltooth sawfish), 3199 nucleotides long. RefSeq names its product diacylglycerol O-acyltransferase 2-like. Gene Ontology annotation, cellular component: endoplasmic reticulum membrane. Gene Ontology annotation, biological process: triglyceride biosynthetic process. The transcript is spliced from 8 exons. Lineage: Eukaryota; Metazoa; Chordata; Chondrichthyes; Rhinopristiformes; Pristidae. Bases 338 to 1393 code for a protein of 351 amino acids. Gene Ontology annotation, molecular function: diacylglycerol O-acyltransferase activity. The record is from RefSeq and is a predicted model, not a curated record.
CUGGGCAAGGCUUUUCUCUGCGUCUGGCUGAGCAAGCACGUCAGGUCAUCCUGAUUGUGCAGAGGAUGCGGACUUUGAACUGGUUAAGGUACAGAUUGCAUUAGUUUUCUUUCAAUGUGAUUUAUGGCUCUAAUCUUUCCCCCUCUCUCCGGCAGAAGGGUCAAAGUUUGAGGCUCCGAGUUGGGGUAAUUCGCUCUGCAUCUGGGCUACACUAUACGGACCGGUGUGACAUUGCCCCAGCCAGACUGAGGACAGCAGGAGGGGCUCCGCUACCCCUCGGCUGGGAGUGUCCGGGACCCGGGCGGGGAGCAGAGGGAGUCGGCGGUGGGACGGGACCAUGCAGGGCAAGAAGGAAGCAGUCGGAGAUUCGGUGCCAGGUAUAGGACCCCAGUCGGAGGCGGUGAGGAGGAUGCGGACCACCAGCCUGAUCGAGGCUCUCUGUGUGUUCCAGUGGGUUUUAACCUUCCUGGGGAUGGGAAUCUUUUGCACCCUUCUGACUGUGUACCUGCUCUUCACAUCUCUCUGGCCGGUGGCUGCCCUAUACCUUGCCUGGUUAACCGUGGACAGAAAUACCCCUGAAAGAGGAGGUAGAACUUCACAGUGGAUCAGAAACUGGAACAUAUGGAAGAGGAUGUGUGAUUAUUUUCCUGUGACGCUUGUGACUACAGCCAAGCUCAGCCCCAAGAAGAACUACAUCCUGGGCUACCAUCCCCACGGAAUUAUGAGCUUUGGAGCCUUCUGUAACUUCUGCACAGAGGCCACCCAGUUCUCCAGGGUUUUCCCCGGCAUCACUCCGCACUUGGCCACACUGAAAGGUCUCUUCCGCCUACCCAUCUACCGAGAUUACCUCAUGAGCUCAGGAGUGUGCCCAGUGAGCAGGUCAAGCCUCAGACACCGCCUGGAAGAGAGCGGGCCUGGUAACGCGGUGGUGAUCGUGGUGGGAGGCGCGGCGGAGUCGAUGACCGGCCGGCCGGGGAAGUGCACGGUCCUGCUGAAGAACAGGAAGGGCUUCGUCCGCCUGGCUCUGGAGCACGGGGCUGACCUAGUUCCUGUCUACUGCUUUGGAGAGAACGAUGUCUACGACCAGGUGCUUCUCGAUCCAGCCAGCUGGGGGCACCGGCUGCAGCGGCAGUUCCAGAAACUCGUAGGCUUCGCUCCCUGCUUGUUCAGGGGCCAGGGGCUCUUAUUCAGCCGCUCUUGGGGGUUGUUACCCUUCGCCAGACCCCUGACCACUGUAGUGGGUGAGCCCAUCGCCGUCAAGAGGACGGCCAACCCCUCGCAGGAGGAAGUGGAUCGGUACCACGUCCUGUACCAGGAGGCUCUGCUCAGGCUCUUUGACAAGCACAAGGUGCGGUGUGGACUGUCAGAGGGCACCAAAUUGACCAUCCAGUGAGGCUCCUCGCCCCCUUUGCCCCCUCCCCCUGUCCAACCAUGGCUGAGCGAGAGGAUCCAUCCCUAACCCCCACAUUCUUCAACCCACCGUCUCCCACAGGGACCAAGGAAGGACAAUCGCUUCACGGCUUCCCACUGGAGAGCUCCUCCAAUAGGGCCUGAAGCCCAGUUUAUCAACACCCACAGGGCCUGAGGUCUAGAUCAUCGCCCUCGGAGUCCCGAGGGCAGGACAAUCGUUUAACUGCCCACAGGGCCUGAGACCUUGUUCAGCAUCUCCCACAGGUCUGGGGUCCUGUUCACCUUCACAACAGGGCUCGAGUUGUAGAUCACCAUCACCCUCAGGGCCCGAGAGCAGGACAGUCGCUUCACUACUUCACUGCCCGCAGGACCUGUGGGUUAGUUCAUCAUCUCCUACAGGCCCUGAGGCCGAGGAAACCAUCUCCCAUAGGGCCUGAGGCCUGUUCACCAUCUCCCACAGGGCCUAGGGCCCAGAUCACUCUCUCCCACAGAGGCCGAGGCCCAGCUAACCAUCUCCCACAGGGCCUGACGCCUUCACCAACCCACCCAGCACCCAGAGGGUCUAAGGCCGGUGCCAGCUCCCACCACUCCCCACUUACCACCAGCAACUGCCUCUGACUUAUUCACCAAAGAGCCCGGUCGGUAGGGGAAUCUCCUUUGUCCUGCUCUGGAUUUUAAUUAAAGGAGAAUAUUGUUUUGUGUUCUGAGUAGCAGCAUCUUGCAUUCCAGGGCAGGGAGGGUGUGAGUGAGGUACAGCUUGCUCUGCACUGUCCCAUCACACACUCCCAGGGUCAGACACAGAGUGAAGCUCCCUCCACACUGUCCCAUCACACAUUCCCAGGGUCAGACACAGAGUGAAGCUCCCUCUGCACUGUCCCAUCACACACUCCCGGGGUCAGACACAUAGUGAAGCUCCCUCUACACCAUCCCAUCACACACUCCCAGGGUCAGACACAGAGUGAAACUCCCUCCACACCGUCCCAUCACACAUUCCCGGGGUCAGACACAGAGUGAAGCUCCCUCUGCACCGUCCCAUCACACACUCCCGGAGUCAGACAGGGAGUGAAGCUCCCUCCACAUUGUCCCAUCACACACUCCUGGGGUCAGAUACAGAGUGAAGCUCCCUCUGCACCGUCCCAUCACACAUUCCCAGGGUCAGACACAGUGAAGCUCCCUCUGCACCAUCCCAUCACACAUUCCCAGGGUCAGACACAGAGUGAAGCUCCCUCUGCACCGUCCCAUCACACACUCCUGGGGUCAGACACAGAGUGAAGCUCCCUCCACACCGUCCCAUCACAUCCUUCCAGGGCAUGGGUUAGGCACAGUAAAGAUCCCUCCACACUGUCUCAUCACGUACCCCAGGCACAGUGUAACCACACAAUGAAGAUAGAGAGUGAAGUUCAAUGUGUGCAGACAGAUUCUCACCAAUUUCACAUUAGAUUGUACAGACAGCUACAUCUGGAUAAAUUAUUGACCUCAGUGGUUACUUAUGUUUUUACAAUAAGACUGUAUUUGUAGGACUACCAGUUGUACUCAGGAAAAAUAAAUAGACUGCAUUACCGACAGUUAUGUUGAAGAAAAGACACUGGUGGACAGGAUUAAGCUUUCUCUACACUGCCCUGUCCCACAGUUCUGAGGCAGGGGUUUGACACAGAGUGAAGCUCCCUCCACACCAUCCCAUCACACUCCCAGGGUCAGACUCAGAGUGAAGCUCCCCCUACACUGUCCCAUCACACACUCCUAGGACAAGGAUAACACAGGCUUAGCUACAACAGGGUAACACUAAAAC